AUGGUGUCUGAUGAACCAUCAUUAGCGGCCAAUCAUUUCCUCGCGCACGAUGUGGAGGUAUUAUCCUCAAAUGGGUUCGCACUCGUAAUCUGCAACAAUAAGGACCAGGAUUCAGAUGGAAAUCUCCGAGAUAUUCUGGUAUCUACAUACUCCAUCCUGUUCUUCGGGACACCCCAUUUUGGCGUAGAAGAUCCUCUCCCCGGGACAACUGAUCGCCUUCUAUCAAUACCCAUGUAUACGACAAAUGUCAUUCUUAAAGUCCUUCAGCCAUAUUCACCCGAGCUCGAAAACAUACAGAAGCUUUAUCUCGAGGUGAGCAGGAAAGUAAAAAACGUAUUCUUCUACGCGGAAUACGAGGCUCUUGUCGGAAAUCGUCGAAGGAGGCUGAACGUUCGAGCUCACUCGGCAGUCAUCCCGGGUGACCGCAGUGCCGUAUGGGAGGUACUACACAGUGACCAUCAAACCUUAGUCAAAUUCUCUUCUCGAGAUAGUGACAACUACAAGACGGUGCUUUUCUAUCUCAAGGAACAUUUCGCAAAAGCUUCACGUGCAGUAGACGACAAGUGGCUCGAUGCCAUGAGACAGGACCCCCUCAAAGCAGUUUCUGAGAUUUCUCAUCUAUUCUUUGAAAACCAUGAGUACAAAGUACUCAGGGAUAGUCUUGAAGCACAUAUAUCCAUCUUGGAUGAAGGAUAUCUCCAGACAGUCAAGGAUGGACAUAUGGACCAAAUGCCUGACGCGCUCAAGGAGUUCAACGAUGCAUGGAAACAUUACAUUGUCACUCUAAGAAACAUACUCGCCAGAAUGGAUGGGUUGAAUCGCAGUAGAGAUCAAGGCGUCAAAGGGUCUAUCGAAAAGAUCAAGGGCACCAAAAUUGACACAAGAGAUAUUGCAGACUACAAACAGGAAAUCUUACAAGCGACACGCAUAUGCAAGGAUGCGGCCAAUUUCUGUCAAAAUCAGCUGCAAGCGGAAGUGUGGAAAGUAGCCCGACUCGAGCCCGAAAAGCCUCGUCCAAUGGGCACUCAGCACAAGACGUGUCUACCAGGUACACGUGUAGCGAUUUUGCAGGAAAUUCGGCAAUGGCGUCUGGAACCCAAUGCAGACAAGUGCAUCUUUUGGCUCUGUGACGUUGGUGGGUCUGGAAAGUCUACAGUCGCGUUGACGAUGUGCAAGGAAUGGGAUAAUACCGAAGAUGUUCUGGUUGGUCGGUUCUUCUUUUCGAAGAAUGCUCGACAGACAUCGGAGACGGAUGAUUUCUGCUCUGUCAUUGCGGAAGAUAUCGGUGCGCGAAACAAAAUAAUUUUAAAACAAAUAAAGAUGAUCAAAGAGGAAGAUCCUCACCUUCUCAUACGAGAACUGCGCUAUCAGUUCACCAAACUCAUCGAAGAACCAUUGCAACUUGCAGAGACGGAUAUUGUCCUCGUGAUCGACGCAAUGGAUGAGUGCAAGAAGGAGAUGAGGGUAGAUUUGAUCAACCUACUGGUUGAGAAGCUUUCAUCAAUGCCUAAACUCAAACUCUUUAUAACGAGCCGGCCAGAGCCAGACAUCACGGCGAUACUCCAGGGUAGAGCGAUUGUACGCGGAAUGCAUUUCAAGAUGCACGGCAAAGAGCAGCAGUCCAACUUGGAUGAUAUUAGGUCCUACGUCGUGUACAUCUUGUCAAACUGCUUACCGCGCCUCAGCGCCAGGUGUGGAACGCUCAAAUGGACUUUUAUUUGGAUCACGAGCACAUCUCUCGAGCUACGAGGGCUCAUGGUCCGGAUGCACUUGGUGCAACUCUCAGAUCCCUCUUGA
Serendipita indica DSM 11827 is the source of this 1797-nucleotide messenger RNA. The record is from the annotation of a GenBank genome assembly. Lineage: Eukaryota; Fungi; Basidiomycota; Agaricomycetes; Sebacinales; Serendipitaceae.